AUGCAGAGCAACCAAGAAGAGGCAGAGAGGGCCAUGGCCAUGGCCGAGGAUCUGUUCAAAGCCAACGACGUCGAGGGGGCCAUGAAGUUUGCCCUCAAGGCCAAGACCCUCUUCCCCUCCCUUCCCGGCCUCCCGCAGGCGAUCGCCGCCUACGAAGUCCACAUCGCCGGCGAGAAAAGAAAGCGAGGUGACACCCACUGGCGCUACGCGGUACUCGGCGUCACCCCUUCCGAUACCUUUCAAGCCAUCAAACGACGAUACAAGAAGUUGUGCAUCCAGAUCCACCCUGACAAGAACCGUUCUGCCGCCGCCGACGGAGCCUUCAUACUAGUAAAGGAGGCCUGGGACAUGAUAUCCGAAGGCUAUGCCGAGGCACAAAGUUGUGGUGCAAACACCCAUGCAGGACCAAAAGUUGCUCGUCAAGGUACCAGGAAUACUCGUAAUACUUCCAGUAGUCAUGGUGGAGCUAAUGCUCAUGGAGGUCCUAAUAGUUCUAGUACAUAUGGAAGUCCUACUGAUGCUAAUGGGGGUCCAAAUACUACCCCUAAUUCUUCACAUGCUUUUGGAGGAGGUAACAAUGCUUCUGGCAGUUCUCGUGGUCAUGCUGCGCAAGGAUAUUGGUACUGGGAAUUCUAUAAUGCUUAUGGGCCAAACUCGUACCGUAAUUACCAUCAGUGUAAUUUUUAUGGUGCAUACUUUAUCCGGCAACGCGUGGUUCUAGUUCCAUCGACUCCCUGGCAUGUCCCAAAUCAUGCAAGCCAUGAGCAUCGGGCAAGAGGCGGGACCAAAAACCAUGAAUUUGGAUGGGCAUGCCGAUGUUAA
Phoenix dactylifera (date palm) is the source of this 822-nucleotide messenger RNA. RefSeq lists its product as uncharacterized. The record is from RefSeq and is a predicted model, not a curated record. NCBI's taxonomy places the organism in Eukaryota, Viridiplantae, Streptophyta, Magnoliopsida, Arecales, Arecaceae.